UGCAAGGAAACCAAUCGUGCUAGCACGAGAGAAGAAGAAGCGGGAAAGGGAGGCGGGGUCGGACGCUCCACAGCUAGUAACUGCUGCUGCAGAAGAUGUCGACGACAUGAUUCUUGCUGCCCCCGCAGCCCUGCAGGACGAGAAAUGCCUCAGCGACCGCAAUCUUGCGAUUGAAACGGUGUGCACGGCUUUGAAAGUGGCCUGGCUUGCUACUUCUUCUAUGAAGCUGCAGAAGGGAAGAGAACAGCACCUCCAGGGCGCUCUUGCGUACUACCAGCCAGCAGAAGACGCGGAUCUUUGCCACCACGAGGACAACUCGUUCGAACACGAGAAGCACUAUGUGGUAGAGGCGCUCGAUGAGCUGAUCUUUCUUCCAAAAGGAAAAGGGAAAAUAAACGUCACGGCAUCGACAAUCACCCGCCCGUGGUCAACAGAGAAGGGAGAAAAAGAACCACGCCCUGAAGAAGUUGGACGAAAGGCCGACGACAAAGACGCAAAAGAAAAAGUCCUAGUGUUGCGUCGCAAAAAAAUCUUCGCUCACCAGAUCUUGCAGGACGGGUUCGAGGAGUUGUUGGAUGAGCUGCAGAGUUACGUCUUCCACUGUCUCCAGCUCCUACAAGGCAUGGUCCUUAUGCGACGGUCUCAAAAACACGUGUGGCGUGUGCGCAGGGAACAGGCGUUGAUCCAGGACUACAUGAAGAGGGCCGCUGCGGAUGCGCGUUUUGGAAAUAAAACCUCCGAGGUGAAGUUCUCGAUCGUGUUGAACUAUCCUCAUGACUUUCGUCACCAAGAAGUACAACAAGUCGAGGUGAACAAGGCACAAGCAGCCGC
This is a messenger RNA of Amoebophrya sp. A120, 831 nucleotides long. The record is from the annotation of a GenBank genome assembly. NCBI's taxonomy places the organism in Eukaryota, Dinophyceae, Syndiniales, Amoebophryaceae.